Salvelinus namaycush (lake trout) is the source of this 652-nucleotide messenger RNA. RefSeq names its product serine protease inhibitor Kazal-type 1-like. Bases 68 to 310 code for a protein of 80 amino acids. Lineage: Eukaryota; Metazoa; Chordata; Actinopteri; Salmoniformes; Salmonidae. The transcript has 4 exons. Gene Ontology annotation, molecular function: protein binding; serine-type endopeptidase inhibitor activity. The record is from RefSeq and is a predicted model, not a curated record.
ACAAGGUAUAAAUACGGUUCCGGUGGCUGGUUGCGUCACCUGCCUACGCACCUUCACAACGGAUAGAAUGUGGACCUUUACACGGCUGACGCUUUGCCUUCUCAGUGUUGCCGUUUUGGCACGAGGAGCGAGUCUCCCAGACGGCACCACAGAGGCUGACUGUUCCCAGUACAACUUGCCCAUGUGCCCCCGCAACUUCGAGCCCGUGUGCGGAAGCGACGGCAGCAGCUACUCUAACGAAUGCAUGCUGUGCUUUCAGAACAUGGAGCGGAAGAGUAACAUUCUCAUCCGGAGUAAAGGAGAGUGCUGACCCAGACAUGACCGUCCAUUGUCUCAGCGACCCCACCCGGCCCCUCAACAUUACUUUAAACCAUUUCCUGUUGCCUUGUCAAAACACUGACAUCUAUUUUAUUGCUUUCUAAAUGCUGAGGAGUCAGUAAGCGACCUGUUUCAAGUGCCUCAAUAUAUAUUCUGUUUCCUUCUCCAAACCUUAUGGACUUCCUGUUUGUCAGUCUUCUGAAGAGCACUUAACCUUAGUCUUUAAGACUUGUGUAGUGUACUUCUUGGUGGUAAAAUUGUAUUUUUAAAGGGAAUUAUCUUGUGUGUUUACUUGUCCACCUUUUUAUCUGUAAUUAAAAGCAUUUUUAGCAAA